AGGCUCCUCCUUGUCUCCAACAUGGCGGCGCCCAGGGGCUCAAGUCGCACGUGAGAAAGUCUGGGCAUUUGGGAAUCGGAGACUACCGCCUGUGAGCCUCUUUCCCCUCCUUGCUGUCGGUUGCAUCCCUUCGACCCUCCCGAGGCCGUCGCGGGCCACUGCCCCUCUGCAGCCAUGAAGACAAAGCCCGUUUCCCACAAGACGGAGAACACCUACCGGUUUCUUACAUUUGCUGAACGACUGGGGAAUGUGAAUAUUGAUAUUAUUCACCGGAUUGAUAGAACUGCAAGCUAUGAGGAGGAGGUUGAAACCUACUUUUUUGAGGGUCUGCUGAAAUGGAGAGAAUUAAACCUCACGGAGCACUUUGGAAAAUUUUACAAAGAAGUUAUUGACAAAUGCCAAUCAUUCAAUCAGUUGGUCUAUCAUCAAAACGAGAUAGUUCAGAGUUUGAAGACUCACCUGCAAGUUAAGAACAGUUUUGCUUAUCAGCCCCUUUUGGAUUUGGUUGUACAGUUGGCACGAGAUCUGCAGAUGGAUUUCUACCCACACUUUCCAGAGUUUUUUUUGACUAUCACCUCGAUCCUGGAGACUCAGGACACAGAGUUGUUAGAAUGGGCUUUUACCUCGUUGUCAUAUCUUUAUAAGUACCUGUGGAGACUGAUGGUGAAGGACAUGUCCAAUAUAUACAGCAUGUACAGCACACUCCUGGCUCAUAAGAAACUACAUAUAAGGAAUUUUGCUGCUGAAAGUUUUACUUUUUUGAUGAGAAAGGUCUCUGAUAAAAAUGCACUUUUCAAUUUAAUGUUUCUUGAUCUUGAUAAACAUCCAGAAAAAGUCGAAGGUGUUGGACAGUUGCUCUUUGAAAUGUGCAAAGGAGUUAGAAAUAUGUUUCACUCCUGUACAGGCCAGGCAGUGAAGCUAAUUUUGCAAAAGCUAGGACCUGUCACUGAAACAGAAAUUCAACUACCAUGGAUGUUAAUUGGAGAAACACUCAAAAACAUGGUCAAAUCCACUGUAUCCUACAUCUCCAAGGAACAUUUUGGUACAUUUUUUGAGUGUUUGCAAGAAUCACUCUUGGAUCUACAUACAAAAGUAACAAAAACUAACUGUUGUGAAAGUUCUAAACAGAUUAAAAGGUUGUUGGAAACAUACCUUAUACUUGUAAAACAUGGAAGUGGAACAAAGAUAACCACGCCUGCUGAUAUCUGUAAGGUGUUAUCUCAAACACUGCAAGUAGCCAGUCUCUCCACAUCUUGCUGCAAGACCCUCUUGGAUGUAAUUUCUGCUUUGAUCCUGGGUGAAAAUGUUUCCUUGCCGGAGACCCUCAUCAAAGAAACCAUAGAAAAAAUAUUUGAGAGCAGAUUUGAAAAACAUUUGAUUUUCAGUUUUUCUGAAGUCAUGUUUGCCAUGAAGCAGUUUGAGCAGCUAUUUCUACCAAGCUUUCUGUCAUAUAUUGUGAAUUGCUUCCUAAUUGAUGAUGCUGUAGUCAAAGACGCAGCUCUGGCCAUUCUGGCCAAGCUCAUUCUGAACAAAGCGGCACCUCCCACUGCUGGCUCGAUGGCAAUUGAAAAGUACCCUCUGACUUUCUCACCGCAGAUGGUGGGGUCCUAUAUAAAGCAGAAGAAGACUAGAUCCAAGGGAAGAAACAAACAGUUUCCAGUAUUGGACCAUCUUUUAUCUAUAAUUAAGUUACCCCCAAAUAAAGAUACUAUUUACCUUUCACAAUCUUGGGCAGCCCUGGUGGUGUUGCCUCAUAUUAGACCUCUUGAGAAAGAGAAGGUGAUACCACUCGUCACCUGCUUCAUAGAGGCACUCUUCAUGACUGUUGAUAAAGGAAGCUUUGGGAAAGGGAACUUAUUUGUUCUUUGUCAAGCUGUAAAUACUCUACUAAGUUUGGAAGAAUCUUCUGAACUUCUUCAUUUGGUUCCUGUGGAACAUGUGAAGAAUUUAGUAUUAACCUUUCCUCUGGAGCCAUCUGUGUUGCUGUUGGCUGAUCUCUAUUAUCAGAGAUUAUCCUUGUGUGGCUCCAAAGGGCCACUUUCCCAGGAGGCUUUAAUGGAAUUAUUUCCCAAGUUACAAGCAAACAUUUCAACUGGUGUAUCCAAGAUUCGACUUUUGACAAUAAGGAUCCUAAAUCAUUUUGAUGUCCAGCUUCCGGAAUUAAUAGAGGAUGAUGGGCUCUCAGAACGGCAGUCUGUCUUUGCUAUAUUACGCCAGGCAGAACUUGUUCCAGCAACUGUGAAUGAUUAUAGAGAGAAGCUUCUUCAUUUAAGAAAACUAAGACAUGAUGUGGUGCAGGCUGCUGUCCCUGAUGGGCCGUUACAGGAGGUGCCGCUUCGUUAUUUGUUAGGCAUGCUAUAUAUUAAUUUCAGUGCACUCUGGGAUCCUGUUAUUGAACUCAUAAGUUCUCAUGCACACGAAAUGGAAAAUAAGCAAUUUUGGAAAGUCUACUAUGAGCAUCUAGAAAAAGCAGCUACACAUGCUGAGAAAGAACUGCAGAAUGAUAUGACAGAUGAGAAGUCCAUUGGAGAUGAAAGUUGGGAGCAGACCCAGGAAGGAGAUGUUGGAGCUCUUUAUCAUGAGCAGUUAGCAUUGAAAACUGACUGUCGGGAAAGACUUGACCACACCAACUUCAGAUUCCUGCUCUGGAGAGCUCUGACAAAAUUCCCAGAAAGAGUAGAGCCACGGUCCAGGGAGCUUUCCCCGCUUUUCUUGAGAUUUAUCAACAAUGAGUAUUACCCAGCAGAUCUGCAAGUUGCUCCGACUCAGGAUCUGCGGAGAAAAGGCAAAGGGAUGGUGGCAGAGGAAAUCGAAGAGGAACCUGCCGUAGGAGAUGAUGAAGAGUUGGAGGAAGAGGCAGUGCCCCAGGAUGAAUCCUCACAGAAGAAAAAGACAAGAAGAGCCGCAGCAAAGCAAUUAAUUGCUCAUUUGCAAGUUUUCUCUAAAUUUUCAAAUCCACGGGCCUUAUAUCUGGAAUCCAAAUUAUAUGAGUUAUAUCUUCAGUUGUUGUUACACCAAGAUCAAAUGGUGCAAAAAAUAACCUUGGAUUGCAUAAUGACAUAUAAACAUCCUCAUAUCCUCCCUUACAGGGAAAACUUACAAAGGUUGCUCGAAGACAGAAGCUUUAAGGAAGAGAUAGUGCAUUUUAGCAUUUCAGAAGAUAAUACCGUAGUGAAAACAGCCCACCGAGCAGAUCUGUUUCCUAUUCUGAUGAGAAUUUUGUAUGGGCGAAUGAAAAAUAAGACUGGGAGUAAAACUCAGGGGAAAUCUGCUUCAGGCACCCGCAUGGCCAUUGUCCUGCGGUUCCUGGCCGGGACCCAACCUGAGGAGAUCCAGAUAUUCUUAGACCUGCUGUUUGAACCUGUGAGGCACUUCAAGAAUGGAGAGUGCCAUUCUGCAGUCAUUCAAGCAGUAGAAGACUUGGAUUUGUCUGAAGUUCUUCCUUUAGGUCGUCAGCAUGGUAUCUUAAACAGCCUUGAGAUAGUAUUGAAAAACAUUAAUCAUCUGAUCAGCGCAUACCUGCCAAAGAUUUUGCAGAUACUGCUCUGUAUGACGGCAACCGUAUCACACAUCCUUGACCAACGAGAAAAGAUACAGCUGAGAUUUAUUAAUCCAUUGAAAAAUUUAAGACGUCUUGGAAUCAAAAUGGUAACUGAUAUCUUUUUGGACUGGGAAUCAUAUCAGUUUAGAACAGAAGAAAUUGAUGCUGUGUUUCAUGGUGCAGUUUGGCCCCAGAUCAGCAGGCUUGGAUCUGAGAGUCAAUAUUCUCCUACUCCUCUGCUGAAACUGAUCAGUAUCUGGAGCAGAAACGCAAGGUAUUUCCCUUUGCUGGCUAAACAGAAGCCUGGGCACCCAGAAUGUGAUAUCCUGACCAAUGUUUUUGCACUUCUCUCAGCAAAGAAUCUUUCUGAUGCCACAGCUACUAUUGUAAUGGACAUAGUUGAUGACCUUCUUAACCUUCCAGAUUUCGAGCCCACAGAAUCAGUUUUGAACUUGCUGGUAACUGGAUGUGUAUACCCUGGCAUAGCGGAAAACAUAGAUGAGUCUAUCACAAUAGGAGGAAGAUUAAUUCUACCUCAUGUACCUGCAAUUCUUCAGUAUCUCAGCAAAACCACAAUAAGUGCAGAAAAGGUGAAAAAGAAAAAGAAUAGAGCACAAGUCAGUAAAGAGCUUGGCAUUCUUUCAAAGAUCAGCAAGUUUAUGAAAGACAGAGAACAAAGUUCUCUACUCAUUACGCUUCUCCUUCCAUUCCUCCACCGUGGCAAUAUUGCUGAGGAUACAGAGGUUGAUAUUCUGGUGACAGUACAAAACUUGUUAAAGCAUUGUGUGGACCCUACAAGCUUCCUCAAGCCUAUAGCAAAACUUUUCUCAGUUAUUAAGAACAAACUGUCAAGAAAAUUGCUUUGUACAGUUUUCGAGACUCUUUCUGAUUUUGAGAGUGGGUUAAAAUAUAUUACUGAUGUUGUCAAGCUUAACGCCUUCGAUCAAAGACAUCUUGAUGAUAUCAACUUUGACCUUCGCUUUGAGACUUUCCAGACGAUCACCUCUUAUAUUAAAGAAAUGCAAAUUGUGGAUGUUAACUACCUAAUUCCAGUUAUGCAUAAUUGUUUCUAUAAUCUAGAGUUAGGAGAUAUGAGUUUAAGUGAUAAUGCCAGCAUGUGCCUGAUGAGUAUCAUCAAAAAGCUAGCUGCCUUGAACGUCACAGAGAAAGACUAUAGAGAAAUUAUCCACCGUUCACUCCUGGAGAAAUUGAGGAAAGGUCUGAAGAGCCAGACAGAGAGUAUUCAACAGGAUUAUACCACGAUACUUUCCUGUUUAAUUCAAACCUUUCCAAACCAACUGGAAUUCAAAGACUUGGUACAGCUUACUCAUUACCAUGACCCAGAAAUGGACUUUUUUGAGAACAUGAAGCACAUUCAGAUCCACAGAAGAGCAAGAGCCUUGAAGAAACUUGCAAAACAACUAAUGGAAGGCAAAGUUGUUCUGUCUUCUAAAUCUCUUCAGAAUUACAUCAUGCCUUAUGCCAUGACUCCAAUUUUUGAUGAGAAAAUGCUCAAGCAUGAAAAUAUAACCAUUGCUGCCACAGAGGUUAUUGGAGCCAUUUGCAAACAUCUCUCUUGGUCAGCAUAUAUGUAUUACUUGAAACAUUUCAUUCAUGUCUUACAAACGGGACAGAUCAAUCAAAAACUGGGUGUCAGUUUGCUAGUAAUAGUGUUAGAAGCAUUCCACUUUGACCACAAAACUCUUGAAGAACAAAUGGAAAAAAUUGAGAAUGAAGAAAAUGCCAUUGAAGCAAUUGAGUUACCAGAGCCUGAGGCCAUGGAAUUAGAGCACGUGGAUGAGGAAGAGAAGGACAAUACAUGCAAGAGUUUGUCAGACCACGGACAGCCGGGAACCCCUGAUCCAGCUGACUCUGGAGGGACAUCAGCGAAAGAAUCCGAGUGUAUCACAAAGCCUGUCUCUUUCCUUCCUCAAAACAAGGAAGAAUUAGAGAGAACAAUUAAAAAUAUCCAAGGAACCAUAACCGGGGAUAUUCUACCCAGGCUACAUAAAUGCCUUGCAUCUACGACUAAAAGAGAAGAAGAACACAAGCUCAUCAAGUCAAAGGUUGUGAAUGAUGAGGAAGUGGUUCGCGUUCCAUUAGCGUUUGCCAUGGUUAAACUAAUGCAGUCCCUUCCACAAGAAGUUAUGGAAGCUAAUCUGCCAAGUAUUUUGCUGAAAGUGUGUGCCCUACUCAAGAACAGAGCCCAAGAAAUCAGAGACAUUGCACGCAGCACUCUUGCGAAGAUAAUAGAGGAUCUUGGUGUGCACUUCCUCCAAUAUGUUUUAAAAGAAUUACAGACUACCCUUGUCCGUGGAUACCAGGUCCAUGUGCUGACUUUCACUGUUCACAUGUUGCUGCAAGGCCUCACCAAUAAGCUGCAAGUCGGGGAUUUGGACUCUUGUUUGGAUAUAAUGAUUGAGAUUUUUAACCAUGAGUUGUUUGGUGCUGUUGCUGAAGAGAAGGAAGUAAAGCAGAUCCUCUCCAAAGUCAUGGAAGCACGAAGAAGCAAAAGUUACGACUCUUAUGAAAUCCUGGGCAAGUUUGUAGGAAAAGAUCAGGUUACAAAACUUAUCCUUCCCUUGAAAGAGAUCUUACAAAAUACCACGAGUUUGAAACUGGCCCGAAAAGUUCAUGAAACUUUACGCCGAAUCACAGUGGGAUUAAUCGUAAAUCAGGAAAUGACGGCUGAAUCCAUUCUAUUACUCAGUUAUGGUUUGAUCAGUGAAAAUCUUCCCCUGUUAACAGAUAAAGAAAAAUUCCCACAGAACUCUCAAAGCACCCUACCUCUGCUGCAUCUGAGUCUGAAGACUUCCAAGAUCAAGUCUUCAAGUGAGCAUGUCCUGGAAAUGCUGGAUCCUUUUGUGUCUCUCCUCAUAGACUGCCUGGGCUCCAUGGAUGUGAAGGUGAUCACGGGUGCUCUACAAUGCCUCAUCUGGCUCUUGAGGUUCCCGCUACCUUCCAUAGAAACAAAAGCAGAGCAGCUGACAAAACACCUCUUCCUUCUGCUGAAGGACUAUGCAAAGCUCGGGGCUGCCAGGGGCCAGAACUUCCACCUGGUGGUCAAUUGUUUCAAGUGUGUGACCAUACUUGUCAAGAAAGUCAAGUCUUACCAGAUAACUGAAAAACAGCUCCAAGUUCUACUGGCCUAUGCUGAGGAGGACAUUUAUGAUACUUCAAGACAAGCCACUGCCUUUGGUCUUCUGAAGGCAAUUUUAUCAAGGAAGCUGUUGGUCCCAGAAAUCGAUGAUGUCAUGCGGAAAGUAUCCAAGUUGGCAGUCUCUGCACAAAGUGAACCUGCCAGGGUCCAGUGCAGACAGGUUUUUCUGAAAUAUAUUCUUGACUAUCCCCUGGGUGACAAACUGAGACCAAACUUGGAAUUCAUGCUCGCUCAACUGAAUUACGAACACGAGACCGGGAGAGAGUCCACCUUGGAAAUGAUCGCCUAUCUCUUUGACACGUUCCCUCAGGGGCUGCUCCAUGAGAACUGUGGAAUGUUCUUUAUCCCUCUUUGUCUAAUGACGAUCAAUGAUGACUCUGCCACAUGCAAAAAGAUGGCAUCCAUGACCAUCAAGUCCCUACUUGGUAAAAUCAGCCUCGAGAAAAAAGACUGGCUGUUUGAUAUGGUUACCACUUGGUUUGGAGCAAAAAAGCGCUUAAAUAGACAGCUUGCUGCCCUAAUCUGUGGCUUGUUUGUGGAAAGUGAAGGAGUUGAUUUUGAGAAAAGACUUGGAACGGUCCUUCCUGUGAUUGAAAAGGAAAUUGAUCCUGAAAACUUUAAAAAUAUCAUGGAGGAAACUGAAGAAAAAGCUGCAGAUCGCCUUCUGUUUAAUUUUCUUACACUGAUAACUAAACUUAUCAAGGAAUGUAAUAUUAUUCAGUUUACCAAACCCGCUGAGACUUUGAGUAAAAUCUGGAGUCAUGUGCACUGUCACCUGAGACAUCCACACAACUGGGUGUGGCUCACAGCAGCCCAGAUUUUUGGAUUACUCUUUGCCUCUUGCCAGCCAGAGGAGCUUAUUCAAAAAUGGAAUACCAAAAAGACUAAAAGAAACCUCCCAGAACCUGUAGCAAUCAAGUUCCUAGCCAGUGACCUUGACCAAAAGGUAAGGUUUCUGUCAAACCUUUUCCUUCCCUCCUUAUGCUCUACUAAGCCUUAUUUAUUUCAAAAUCAAUGUCCAGUUUCUUCCCCCACCCCGUUUUUUUUAAAGGUUGUUAAGAAUUUGUUGUUCGUAGCCAAAGUCUUGUAUUUACUGGAACCUUAUUGUGAGGAUAAGCAAAGUAAGAUAAAAGAAGACCUGGAAGAACAAGAAGCUUUAGGAGAUGGCAUGGCCUGUGCAGAUGAGAAGGCAGAGUCUGACGGAGAAGAGAAGGAAGAGGUGAAGGAAGAGCUUGGCAGGCCGGCCACGCUGCUGUGGUUGAUCCAGAAGCUGUCCCAGAUCGCAAAACUGGAAGCUGCUUAUUCACCGAGAAACCUCUUAAAGAGAACAUGCAUCUUUAAGUUCCUCGGCGCUGUAGCAAUGGAUCUUGGGAUAGACAAGGUAAAGCCAUAUCUCCCAAUGAUCAUAGCUCCUUUGUUUCGAGAACUGAACAGCACCUACUCAGAGCAAGAUCCUUUGCUGAAGAAUCUAUCCCAGGAAAUCAUAGAAUUACUCAAAAAGCUGGUUGGGCUUGAGAGCUUCUCAUUAGCCUUUGCCUCUGUACAGAAACAGGCUAAUGAGAAAAGGGCACUCCGGAAAAAGAGGAAGGCCCUGGAGUUUGUAACUAAUCCUGAUAUUGCUGCCAAGAAAAAAAUGAAGAAACACAAAAAUAAAAGUGAAGCAAAGAAGAGAAAGAUAGAGUUCCUGCGUCCAGGCUAUAAGGCCAAGAGACAAAAAAGUCACAGCCUGAAAGAUUUAGCAAUGGUGGAAUAAUGUCUCCCUGUGCUGAUACAAGCAUGAACUUUCUGGAAUAUUCUUCUAGUCAGAAAUUACAGCAGGCUGGUGGGGGGUUCCUUUUUUUUUUUUUUUUUUCAAGACAAGGUCUCACUCUGUCACCCAGGGUGGAGUGCAGUGAUGAGAUCACAGCUCACCGCAGCCUCCACCUGGGUUCAAGUGGUCCUAUCACCUCAGCCUCCCAAGUAGCUGUGGCCCCCAGGCACACACCACCAUGCCCGGCAAAUUUUUUGUAUUUUUGUAGAAACAGGAUUUCGCCAUGUUGGCCAGGCUAGUCUUGAAUACCUGGACUCAACUGAUCCACCUGCCUCGGCCUCCCAAAGUGCUGGGAUUACAGGUGUGAGCCACCGUGCCCAACCAGGUUUUAAUUUAAGUUAAACUUUGGAUAGGUUGUAUAAUAUAUAGUUUAAUGUAAUCAUGCUCAUAUUUUUUAAAUAAAUAAAACACUUUAUACUACU
Mandrillus leucophaeus (drill) is the source of this 8933-nucleotide messenger RNA. It is a transcript of the gene UTP20, whose product is annotated as UTP20, small subunit (SSU) processome component, homolog (yeast). NCBI's taxonomy places the organism in Eukaryota, Metazoa, Chordata, Mammalia, Primates, Cercopithecidae. The transcript is spliced from 61 exons. Gene Ontology annotation, cellular component: 90S preribosome; nucleolus; small-subunit processome. The record is from RefSeq and is a predicted model, not a curated record. Bases 175 to 8454 code for a protein of 2759 amino acids.